Molecule: messenger RNA, 2232 nt
Organism: Nyctereutes procyonoides (raccoon dog)
Lineage: Eukaryota; Metazoa; Chordata; Mammalia; Carnivora; Canidae
Gene: TRUB2
Product: TruB pseudouridine synthase family member 2
Biological process (GO): pseudouridine synthesis; RNA processing
Molecular function (GO): pseudouridine synthase activity; RNA binding
Source: RefSeq, a predicted model, not a curated record
GGCCCCCGCCGGCCGCGGGAGAGUGAGCGCGGGGGGCGGACGCCGCGAACCUCUCUGGCCGCGGAGCUCCAGGAACGGCCUUUGAAGGAGAAAAAUCGUAGCACGGGCCUAAUCGCUAGGUAUGAGAAGGAAACCCAGGCGACCUGUCUAUCACCUGCUUCCACCGAAGCAAAACUCUCCCCAUUUCCCUUCACUUCCGGCAAGGGUCCCCAGGUGAGCCCCGCUAGCUUGGGGUUCAGCGCCGGGCCCCAAUUCUCUCUCCCCUGCGCGUUUUCCCGGAGGCCAAUAAGACGGGAACCUCUUCCGGCUGCGAAACAUGGCGGCACUCAUGGUCCGGACCUCAUUUAGGGUGGGACCGUACGGCACUUCCGCUCAAGAGCAGCUGUUCCGCCAGCCAGCGCCGCGGACUUUGAGCAUGGGGUCCUGCGGCCUGGCGCGGCUGCAGGGGCUCUUCGCUGUCUACAAACCCCCGGGGCUAAAGUGGAAGCACCUGCGGGACACCGUGGAGCUGCAGCUUCUGAAGGGUGUCAAUGCUGGGAAGCCUCCUGCCCCUGAACAGCGUGUUCGUUUCCUGCUAGGACCCGAAGGAAGCGAUGAAGAGAAGGAGCUUACCCUCACAGCCACCAGUGUGCCCACCCUCACCAACCAUCCCCUGGUCUGCGGACCAGCAUUCACCAGCCUGAAGGUUGGUGUGGGACACCGUCUGGAUGCCCAGGCGUCUGGGGUGCUUGUACUCGGCGUGGGACAUGGAUGCAGGCUCCUCACCAGCAUGUACAAUGCUCACCUCACCAAGGAUUACACAAUACGUGGCCUCCUGGGCAAAGCCACAGAUGACUUCUGUGAGGAUGGGCAGCUGGUGGAGAAGUCAACAUAUGACCAUGUGACUAGAGAGAAGCUGGACCGAAUCCUGGCCCUGAUCCAGGGCUCCCAUCAGAAGGCCCUGGUGAUGUACUCCAACCUGGACUUGCAGACCCAGGAGGCCUAUGAUAUGGCUGUGAGAGGCUUAAUCCGGCCCAUGGAUAAGUCCCCGAUGCUGGUAACGGGCAUCCGAUGCCUCUACUUUGCACCUCCGGAAUUCCUCAUGGAGGUGCAGUGCAUGCAUGAGACACAGAAGCAGCUGAGAAGGCUGGUGCAUGAGAUCGGCCUGGAGCUGAAGACCACUGCUGUCUGCUCCCAAGUACGGCGUACACGUGAUGGCUUUUUCACUCUGGACGAUGCCCUCCUGAGGACCCAGUGGGACUUACACAGCAUCCAGGAUGCCAUCCAGGCUGCUGCUCCCCGGGUGGCAGCGCAGCUGGAGAAGAGCUUGAGGCCAGGCAUCCAGCAGCUUCCAUGUCCAGGCCGGCUCUGGGACUCCAGAGGGCCUAGCUCUGGCUCAGGGCUAGAGAGAGCUGUUCACGGCAUUGAAAGGCCAGGUGGCUGGCGGGGCAGUGAAUGGAUAAGAAUUGUUGGCAAGUUGGAAUUGAUAACUGUGCAGAAAGCAAGAGUAGGGGAAACUUUUCUACAUGUGACAUAAAACUCUGAAGCUGUAAGAAAAAAGAUCCAACAGAUUUGACCCAAUUGGGAUCAAAGGAAAAAUUUCUUUAUGGAGGAAAAGAUGAUAAACAAAUGAUAAGACAGGUAAAAAUAUGUAUGAUAUGUUUAAGAAUGACUAUCCAAGGGCACCUGCGUGGCUCAGUCAGUUAAGUGUUUGCCUUUGGCUCAGGUCAUGAUCUCAGGGUUCUGAGAUUGAGUCUGCAUGGGGCUUCCUGCUCAGCGGGGAGAUUGCUUCUUCCUCUUCUCCUCCCCCCCCCCACCCCCCCGCUCAUGUGUGCGCUCACUCUCAAAUAAAUAAAUAAAAUCUUUCUUAAAAAAUGAAUGAGAAUCUUGGAAUGCCUGGGUGGCACAGCGGUUUGGCGCCUGCCUUUGGCCCAGGGCGCGAUCCUGGAGACCCGGGAUCGAAUCCCACAUCGGGCUCCCGGUGCAUGGAGCCUGCUUCUCCCUCUGCCUGUGUCUCUGCCUCUCUCUCUCUCUCUCUCUCUCUGUGACUAUCAUAAAUAAAUAAAAAAAAUAAAAAAAAAUAUUAAAAAAAAUGAAUGAGAAUCUGUAAUAUAUAAAGAGCUCUUAUAAAACAGUAAGUAAAUUGGGCAAAUGACAUGAAUUUGUGUGUGUGUGUGUGUAAAUUCAAAUGGCCAAUAAACCAGAAAUGAUGCUCACCCUCUCUAAUAAUAAAAAACAUACAGUAGAAAAUCA